CACACACACACACACACACACACACACACACACACACACACACACACACACACACACACACACACGGGAAGCAGCACAAUAAAAGUGGAAGGCUGUGCAGAGAGCAAACAGGGCAGAGGACUGAAGACACCCGGUUGGACAAGCGAGCAGCUCUGACAGACAACAGACGAGAAGAUGAUGAUGAUGAUGAAGAGCCCCGUCACUAUGGCCACCUGCCUCUUGCUUUUCUCAUCUCUUGCCAUUUUGGUCAAAGAAAUUUCAGGCAGCCACAAUCCAAACUUGUGCUGCUUUGGGUUUUCCUCUACACCUCUGAUUACGAGCCAAGUGGUGAGAGUCCACAAAACAGAACCCCUGUGUCCGAUGGARGGUGUGAUCUUUGUGAAGAAGAAAGGCAAGAAACUGGAGAGGGUAUGUGUGGAGCCGUCUCAGGAGUGGGUGAAGAACAUCAUGAUGGAGAAGGAGAACCAGAAACCUGUGAGAACUCGUGGGAGGCCCUGACGAAAGGUCCGCCGAAGAGAUCCAUUAUAAGCUUUCUAUUUUUGUACUGAGAACRUUUUAAAAUAUUACAAAUAAAUGCAAAACUUUU
This is a messenger RNA of Austrofundulus limnaeus, 586 nucleotides long. RefSeq names its product C-C motif chemokine 4-like. The record is from RefSeq and is a predicted model, not a curated record. Gene Ontology annotation, biological process: immune response. Gene Ontology annotation, molecular function: chemokine activity. The transcript is spliced from 3 exons. The coding region runs from base 175 to 498 and encodes 107 amino acids. Gene Ontology annotation, cellular component: extracellular region. NCBI's taxonomy places the organism in Eukaryota, Metazoa, Chordata, Actinopteri, Cyprinodontiformes, Rivulidae.